UACACGCGAAUCCCAGCCACCAGCCACUUUCUUCCCUACCGGGCGAACGCCUCCUGCUUGUCGCUCGGCGACCCCCUGCCCUGUCGCCUUCGUGACCGAAGAUCCUCGCUGGCCGACUACCUUCCCUCUCGGCCCGAAACUCUCGCCUUCUUGACCGGACAGCAGGGCUGGGGUUCGGAUUUAGGGUUUGUGAAGCGCGAAGUGCGGUGCGAGUGUGACUGUGCGAACGCCGAACGACAACGAGAAGGCGAGAAGGGGGCUGGGGCUAGCAAAUCCAGGGGAAGCUAAAAGGUUGACGCUCCCUUGGGAUUUCGCUGAUUGCCAAGCCAACAAAGUACAUGGCACUAUUUCGAGACCGUAUUGCUAGAGAAAUUUGGAGCCACACACGCACAACUGAGUAUACUAAUUAGCAUAUUGAAAAGUUAAAGGCCAUGCAUAAGGAAAACAAUAUUGGUGAUUCUCCGACAAAUUCGACAACCCGGCUUCGACAUCGCAAACGUUCUAGUGAGGUUCCAGCAGAGGCCUCCAAAUCCGAUGGAUCUCAAUUUCUUGUCAACGACCCCAAAAAGUACAAGUCAAUGCUCGUCAGGACAUAUUCAUCUAUUUGGAUGAUAGGAGGCUUUAUAUUUAUUAUCUACAUGGGCCAUCUGUACAUUUGGGCUAUGGUGGUUGUAAUCCAAAUCUUUAUGGCAAGGGAGUUGUUUAAUCUACUCAGAAGAGCUAAUGAAGAUAGACAGCUUCCAGGAUUCAGGCUUUUGAAUUGGCAUUUCUUCUUCACUGCUAUGUUGUUCACCUAUGGACGAUUUCUUAGCCAACAUCUUGUUAACACCAUAACUACAGAUAAAUUGUUAUAUAGACUCGUGAGCUGGAUUGUCAAAUAUCAGAUGUUUAUCUGCUACUUUCUUUAUAUUGCAGGCUUUGUGUGGUUCAUCCUUACCUUGAAGAAAAAGAUGUACAAGUAUCAAUUUAGCCAAUAUGCAUGGACGCAUAUGAUUCUUCUUAUGGUGUUCGCACAAUCAUCUUUCACUGUAGCAAAUAUAUUCGAUGGGAUAUUAUGGUUUCUUUUACCAGCCUCUCUUAUUAUCAUCAAUGACAUUGCUGCAUAUUUCUUUGGAUUCUUCUUUGGGAGAACACCAUUGAUUAAACUCUCUCCGAAAAAAACUUGGGAAGGCUUCAUUGGUGCGUCAGUGACAACUAUUUUCUCUGCAUUUUUGUUGGCGAAUAUUUUUGGCCGCUUUCGAUGGUUAACAUGCCCAAGAAAGGACUUGUCUACAGGAUGGCUUUCAUGUGAUCCUGGUCCUAUGUUUAAGCAUGAAAUUUAUUCCUUGCCCCAAUGGGUACCUCAAUGGUUUCCUUGGAAGGAGAUAUCAAUUAUGCCUGUCCAAUGGCAUGCCUUAGCUCUGGGUUUGUUUGCAUCUAUUAUAGCACCAUUUGGAGGAUUCUUUGCCAGCGGUUUUAAAAGGGCUUUCAAACUAAAGGAUUUUGGUGAUAGUAUUCCAGGACAUGGUGGCAUCACAGAUAGAAUGGAUUGUCAAAUGGUCAUAGCUGUGUUCGCAUACAUAUACUAUCAAUCCUUCAUCAUGUCUCAGAACUUCUCAGUUGAGAUGAUUCUUAACCAGAUAUUGAGAAACCUCAGCCUGGAAGAGCAACAACUUCUGUACAUGCAACUCGCCAAAAUCAUAAACGAAAGACAGUUUGUGCAGUCUUGAAUCACUCACUCAUUGCUGCUCCUUUCAUCACCUGUACAUGUGAUUAUCAUCCAUUGUCUGAUUUUCUCACUUACUGAAUGGCUCAUAUUUUACAAACCUGAGCUUGUACAGUCUUUGAAACUGUUACGUCAUUUGGUUGCAGUUCAGAGAGGUCUGCCCAUUCUUUGAAGCACUAUUGUUGUCUCAGUGGAUCUUCUUCUAAUGCCUAAUAUAGCCAAGCAUAUUUGUCUGAUGCAGUUAUUAUUACUUCAGGAUUUCAUGUAUUAGUAGCCUUUGGCCUUAGCAGCAUUAUUAUUUUUUGUUUGGGAUAAUUACUUACAGACCACCCAAAAUAUUGAUAUUUACUAAUUAACUACACCGGUGAUUUUUUGGCAAAUUAUUGAGAAUCUGAUAAAAAUGAAAAAUAUAUGUUGGGAUUUUACCAUGAAUUUUGAUAUUUGAGUUAGAAAUUGAAAAAUGGAUGAAAGAGGGUGGUUGAUUUGUAAAUACCAAGUUUUGGGUGGUCUGUACGUAAUGGCCCCUUUUUGUUUAUAUUCUCUCUAUUGGCAGUAAUUUAAGGGGAACAUUCAGGAAAGGGGCCGUUGGUGUAUUAAUGCUUGGGAGCUUACCUCUAUCUUUGUAACCUUGCUUAAUAAUCUAAUUGUCUUAAUUGUUGUCUUAAUGUUCUUUCUGGAAUUAUUUUUGGUGAAAAAAAGAAGAGGU
Phalaenopsis equestris is the source of this 2411-nucleotide messenger RNA. Its product is annotated as phosphatidate cytidylyltransferase 1-like. The record is from RefSeq and is a predicted model, not a curated record. Gene Ontology annotation, molecular function: phosphatidate cytidylyltransferase activity. The transcript has 13 exons. Gene Ontology annotation, cellular component: endoplasmic reticulum membrane. The coding region runs from base 432 to 1709 and encodes 425 amino acids. Lineage: Eukaryota; Viridiplantae; Streptophyta; Magnoliopsida; Asparagales; Orchidaceae.